AACGCGGCUCAAGUGGGGAUCGGGGAUUUCUAUUGGAGAAGUAAUUUCUGCCUAUCUUCAUACUGUACUGUCUUUGACGUAAUUUAUCUCAGUUUGGAUAUGCGGAAAACUGUAACUUCGAGUUUCAUUUGGUCAAGAGAGGUUGACUUGAAAUUCACCCACAAAAGUAGCUAGCAAGACUGGAUAAGAAGUAGACAAAUAUGAAGAGCAUUCUGUGAGGACUGACAAUAGUGGAAGCGAAUGAAAACAUGUAACGUUAGCUAGCUAUAUAUGUCUUAGUCUUCUAUCGAAUUAAUACAACUUUACAGCGAUAGCCUGCUGUUGCUAGCUUGAAGUUGAAGAAGUGGAGUGGAGAGGAGAUGAACGCUUAGCACUAUAUAUAUAUUUUUUAAUUAUAUUUUAGAAAAGUUAAUAUUACUCACUGGGACGUUUUGCUUAUGAGGACUCCGAUUCGGCGUGGAGCAGUGAGGGCCGAACCACCACAGUGAUGUCAGCUGAUGCGCUCAACCCUACCUCUCCCAACCCCUCAGUGAUGUCAACUGAUGCGCUCAAUCCUACUUCUCCCAACCCCUCAGUGAUGUCAACUGACGCGCUCAAUCCUACCUCUCCCAACCCCUCAGUGAUGUCAACUGAUGCGCUCAACCCUACCUCUCCCAACCCCUCAGUGAUGUCAACUGAUGCGCUCAACCCUACCUCUCCCAACCCCUCAGUGAUGUCAACAGAUGCGCUCAACCCUACCUCUCCCAACCCCUCAGUGAUGUCAACAGAUGCGCUCAACCCUACCUCUCCCAACCCCUCAGUGAUGUCAACUGAUGCGCUCAACCCUACCUCUCCCAACCCCUCUGUCUCGUCCAUCUCUCUGGUUGAGAUCAAGGCAGACACUCGUCUGGUGCUGAAAGCUUUCCUCCGCAGCGCACUCUCUAAUCCUUCAGCCGAGCGACUUGGGACGGUGGGGGGAAGCUACAAAGACCACAACAAGUACAGUGCAAAGGAGUCUAGGAAGCGGCCGGACAAUGGCUGGGACUCUCUGGAUGAAGCAAUCAGCUCAGUAGAGGAGAAGAAACACGGCUUGAAGGACCUCAUUAAGAGACGACUGCAGCCACGGCCCUCCAACCUGCCCCUCCGUCGCUCAGCUAAAGACAGUGGUGCAGACCAGACACAAAAUGGUGGCUCCUUGGAGAAGGACGGAAGACCAAACCGAACCAACCCAGGCCUGCCAGGCUUCUUCAGAGACCAACUCGAGGAAGACGUUAGGUUCCCCUCCAUGUCAGAUGAAGGGAACGAUCCGAAACAGCAGAAAAAGGCAAAGAAGUUGAAGAGCCAGAUCUCCUCUUUCUUCAGCAUAAAAAAGAAGCCAGAAAAGGAUAAAGACAAGGAUGAGACACGUCUUCAGAGGCCAUCCACACUGACCAUCGGCGUAGGGCCAGUACCCGGGGCGCCAGUCAUCUCUCCCACACACCCUCCUGAGUUCUAUGAGGAGGUGGCUGAUACUCUGGACAGGAUUGCUCAGCGGUCCCACAGUAUGAAGAGACCCCAAAGGUCCAGCCCACGACCCAGCCCUGCUACCACCCCGGUCAAACCUCCCCCUGAACCUGACAAAGAAGAAAUGGUGCGCCAGCUGGUCCAGGUACUGUCUAUGGAAGGGGACGCCAUCAACUACAAGAUCCAGUCGGACCCCUUCCUGCGCUUCACGCUGAACCGUCUCUCAUACCCGUCCUUCGCCAAGCUCCUGGACACCUUCGCCAGCCAGGAACAGGCCACGCCCUCACCUCUGCCACCUCCCUCCAGCAGCCCCACGCUGAGACGAGUGGCCGUCACCAUGGAGGUCUCGCGGCGUGUCGUCACGGCGACAGGGAUGCAGCGCAUGCAGGGCUACGCAGAGCGCUAUAUGGAAAACUUUGCCCCCUGGGUGAAGAGCCAUGGAGGAUGGGAAAGUAUUGUCCAGUUGGAAGAGAUUUUGGAGUGCGACUGACAAGCCUACACCAUCAAGGCAGCUCGGAAAUCCUCACUACUUCCUUUUAACGGUGAACUCUAAUCUAUGACUAAGGCUUAGAGUUGUGUCCUAUCAGGUCAGGUACAACUCAAGGCCCUUCUUGACCUCAGUUUCUCCUGUGGUGAGAGACGGAGAAGGCAUUAGCUUUUUAGAACUCUACGACACGUGAAUUAUGUCACUUGUAUUUGUCUGAGAAUCAUGUGUACUUGUACAAUUUUUUUUUUUUAUCAACGUUUUUCUAUAAACGUGUUUU
Salvelinus namaycush (lake trout) is the source of this 2246-nucleotide messenger RNA. RefSeq names its product BCL2 like 12 (gene bcl2l12). The record is from RefSeq and is a predicted model, not a curated record. Gene Ontology annotation, biological process: regulation of apoptotic process. The coding region runs from base 488 to 1972 and encodes 494 amino acids. Lineage: Eukaryota; Metazoa; Chordata; Actinopteri; Salmoniformes; Salmonidae. The transcript has 8 exons.